AUGUCGAACAAUGCGAACGAAGCUGUAAAGAAGAGAAGAAAAGGGCGGUAUCACCUCGACUUCGUGGACGAGAGCAUCUUAGCUAAGACGAAACUCGUUCAAGUUGUUCUGCCCAUAGAGGAAGAGAGGACGACAGGAUCAGCAGCACUUCCAGUGCGCUGGAGCUCCGUGGACAAGGAUGAGAGCGUGCGACUGGAGCCAGGAGGAGAGACGGCCUACUGCCUCGGUGGGCAUCGGUCAGUGAGGGCGACGCACGGAGUGAGCGAAGGGACGUGGUUCUUCGAGCUCGAGAUCGUGGACUACAGCUCGAGCGUGACGAGCAGUAACAUGCAAUGUUCUUUCACUAUCCCCAUGUGGCUAUGCUGUAUGGCUGAAGUGUUGGUUGACAGAGGGCCUCCUGACAUGUGCCACUGCCGUGUUGGAUGGGCCAUGGAUCGAGUGCCCUGGGAGGACAUGGAUGCUCCGAUAGGGUUCAGCUAUGCCUACGGAAGUCGAGAGGGAGCAGCCUAUCACAGGAGCAGGGGGAGGGAGUUCGGAAGCAAGUACGGCAACGGAGACGUCAUCGGCUGCCUGAUCGAGCUGCCGUCAAAGCCGCCCAGCCCCAUCAAUCCGAAGCUCUUGAAUGUUGGAAGUCGAUACCACUGCCCUUUGUGGUGCCAUUACUGGAUACCCGAGGAACCGAAUCUUUGCCAAGGGUCAAGGAUAUCUUUCUUCAAGAACGGAGAGCGACAAGGAGACGCGUUUGUCGAUGUGUGGCAGGGGAUCUAUUACCCGGCGGCCUCCUUCUAUUACGGUGGAGGAGCGAAGGCAAACUUUGGCCCCACCUUCCGGUAUCCUCCCGACGAAGAUUUCAGGCCGAUGAGUGACUGUGUGCAAGAGAGACAAGUAGGUUUGUGCUGA
Guillardia theta CCMP2712 is the source of this 900-nucleotide messenger RNA. RefSeq lists its product as hypothetical. The transcript has 7 exons. Lineage: Eukaryota; Cryptophyceae; Pyrenomonadales; Geminigeraceae. Gene Ontology annotation, molecular function: transcription cis-regulatory region binding; protein binding. Gene Ontology annotation, cellular component: Set1C/COMPASS complex. The coding region runs from base 1 to 900 and encodes 299 amino acids. The record is from RefSeq and is a predicted model, not a curated record.